CGCAUCGUUGUACCGCAGUUGGGACUGUUCUUUGUAGUGUUUCCAAGGGUAUUUCUCUUGGGGAAGGAACCAUUGGAGCACCGUCGUUGACGCAAUCUUGGCUGAUGGCUCACUGCACCAAUGAAUCUGCGGCUACGAAUCGACGAAAAUCGAGCACCACCCAAUUACCCCCGCCCAGUGCACCACGACCAAGUGAGUCAUGGAAGGGCUGGCACUUUCUAAUGGUCGCCAUAGUUACUUCAAUCGUCACUGCUUUUGUCGUCGCCCUCACCUACACUAUUUGGAUUGAGAACCGCCACAGGAAACCUCCUGUCCGUACGAAAGUAUGCAACAGCCUUGCGUGCAGAAGAUACUCUGGCAUGAUAAUCACCAGGCUAGAUAAAGGUGCCGAUCCGUGCAGGAACUUCUACGAAUUCGUCUGCGGAAGAAACGUUAUGGAGAAAAGAAGAGGCGUCUAUAGUGAUCACAUAUAUGCGUUUAUAAAGCGUUCAGCACAAUUAUUAAGCAUGACGCUUGUGCCAAGCCGCCAACAAACGGCUGCGCAGAAGGCGGCUGGGUUUUACCAGACUUGUGAGGAUAUUACAUUAGGCAACAUGAAUGAGAUUAUACAUUUUAAGAAUAUUUUGAAGAGUGCCGGACUGGAGUGGCCACAUAUAUCGCAACAACAUGAUGUAUUUAAUAGCCUGAUAGCUAUACACAGGGCUUUGGGAAUUACAACUUUGCUUGUGAUCCAGACAGAACCUACUGAAAAUGAUGUGUAUUUGAUGCCGGAGCCGUGGUUGUUCGCCUACCAUGAUCAGAGGAAUUUUAAAAGGCAAACCCGAACUUGGGAAAGCUACUACAAUACAGUUCGAUCAGAAUUUCUUGGCAGUAGUAAUGAUUCGUUCCUUUCGUUUGCGGAGUUCACGAGAAUUGAAGAGAUUAUCCUGGGAACCCUCCUGACAGUGUUAGUCCCUGGCAGAUUUGAGGCCCUGUCGCUUUUGAAUAGUACUCAAGAACUUUCAAGCCUAACACGAGGAAUCUCACCUCAGCAUUGGAAUCACAUUUUAUAUGGUCUCAUGGGGCUGUCAAAUGCCAAACCUGUUCGAAGUCAUGUUAGCCUUCGCUAUAUCCAAGCAUUCAGCAAUUUGUUUAUCAGCGUAGGGGAACAAAACUUAGUGUAUGUAACGGGAUGGCUUGUAGUGCAGCGGAUUGCAUACUACAUCAGCAGUGAUAUAGCUGCCGCAUGGUACGGAUCACGCAAAGCGGCGAUUCAAGACACUGCCCUGCGUUGCAUCAAGUUGACGGAACAUUACAUGGGCUGGGCCACGUUCCUUCCCAUUGUUGACCGGAUAUUUACUCGUGAUAUCAUGGAAGAAAUACAUACCAUCAUGCGUCACUUGCUAGAUGCACUGCGACCAAAGCUUGAAGGAAACCUUCUGACGACCCUUAGUAAAGAAGCGGUGCGUCUUGGAGCCGCUAUGAACUCAUCCAUGAAACUUCUAGAAAUGAAACCAGCGACGAUCGAGAGUCACUACGCCAAAAUUGCCGACAUGGAAAAUUUUGUUUCGACGAAUUGGUUGAACGCGGUAGCAUCGCUACGAGCAGCAGACGAGGCUGUGCUAAUGACAGUCGUCGCGAUAGGCGUCAGCUAUGAACUGUACUUUGCAGGGACAAUGCUUCCUCUUUUUCCGUAUGCAGCAACCCUGCCGCUCUACGACUAUAACAUAAGCAAGUCCGUGAAGUACGGCGGACUAGGAUCUGUGCUUGCACGAGCAUUGUUUGCAUUGACGGGAGAGAACUUAAACGCAAAUGGGCAGCGUAAGCUUGAUUGUUACAUAUUGGAAUCUAGAUUGCCAAACUCUACAGCACCAGGCUUAAGGAAAUGGAAAGCUCUACGGUGGGCGUCUUUAGAUGUGCUGUGGAACGCAUUCCAAGCUGCGACAGAGGAAAAGGAACGCGACCCCCCAGGGGGUCUCGCGGACUUCACUUUAGAGCAGCUGUUCUUCAUUGCGUUUUGUUAUAUUCGGUGUGAUCAACGUGACGCACUUGCUGAGUAUGAUUGCAACGAACCACUACGCAGAAACGUGCACUUCAGUGAAGCUUUCAAGUGUCCAGCAGGAAGUGCUAUGAACUACGAAGAUAACUGUGGAUUCCUCUGACUGUGUAUCCGUUCUGUGCGCGCUUUUUAUUGUCCUGCGCGAAUACUGUAUUUAUAUUCCUAAUUCCAGUCUCCUAUAUAUUGACUGCAAAGAUGCCGGUGCGGAACACACUGAACGUUUGUGACGAGUUCAUUUGAAUGAGGUCAUCGUCUCUUGCUGUCGGGAACAUUCGAGGCAUAUUAAUGGCGUCUUGUGCACUGUUUUCAGUACAUGACUCUUGGCCGUGCUCAAAUUGUUGUGCUGUGUGUGAUACGCCAACGCGUAGUGGACCUUUGUGGCGCAUAGCAGAGGCUUU
Molecule: messenger RNA, 2436 nt
Organism: Ornithodoros turicata
Lineage: Eukaryota; Metazoa; Arthropoda; Arachnida; Ixodida; Argasidae
Product: neprilysin-1-like
Exons: 2
Coding region: 105-2141 (678 amino acids)
Biological process (GO): protein processing
Cellular component (GO): plasma membrane
Molecular function (GO): metalloendopeptidase activity
Source: RefSeq, a predicted model, not a curated record